Molecule: messenger RNA, 1769 nt
Organism: Spodoptera exigua (beet armyworm)
Lineage: Eukaryota; Metazoa; Arthropoda; Insecta; Lepidoptera; Noctuidae
Source: the annotation of a GenBank genome assembly
AAUCAGCCCAUAAUCAGUUCAGUAGGUUACUGUAAUAUCUACCUGAUAAUGCUAAUACCAGUGAUCGUCCCCAAUCUCAUCCACAUCACCUAGUUAAAGCUAUGCUGGGAGGUUUCCACGACCACAGUCCUUUUUAAAUGACUGGCUAAUAAACUCGGAAUUGCGUGAAAAAACGCGUUCAUUAUUAGUUUUUGCCGACUUCCUUCUACAAAAUAUCUUUUAGGCAGCCUUAGUGGUUGUUUUUAUAUUGAAUUUGACACUCAACACUUAAGGAAAACAACGAUAAAGAUAUUUCAGUCCGAUAUGCGAUAAAAUACAAUUGUGUGUAGAUUUCUAUAUUUAUAAAUACCAUUUUUCUAUAUUUUUAACGUGAUCCAUUCUAAUAAAAUGGACACGGAUUACUAAUACAUAGGUAGUAAUCUUUCUAGGCUUAACAUGGCAAAAUUCGUGUUUAUUUAGUCUAUAUAUAUGCUGUAAAACUAUGACUAACAUUUACAUAACUGUGUGUUAAUAAGCUAAAAGUCUUAACUGACUGAGUCACAAAAUUAAUUUACAAAGCGAAAGUCAAAGUCAUCCGACUUCCUAUAGUAAAAUGUCUUUGCAAAGCUCUCUUACAAAUAACAUAGUCAUAACAAAAUUAUCAUUAUCGCUAACUUGUUGGAAAACAAUGCAAUUCUGUAAUAUUAUAAUGUUCUAUAUCGAACGAUAGUCGUAAACACCCAUAUGUAUAGAGUUUUUAGGUGCGUCGCUACUCUCACACCUAAAGCCUUGUGAUAAUGUUGAUAAGAUAGUAAUGAUGCCGACUCGCCAUAGGCUGCAGAUAACGCUCCAAUUACUGCUAUAUUGAUUGUACACAAGUUGGACUACAAUUCUGACAAAUCCUUAUAUAACGUGCUCAAAGAUAGCUCUUAUGAUUCAUGUGUCAAAUAGGGAAAAUCUGGUUACAGGCUAUUUUUACCGACUUCAUUUUCUCUACAGUCUAAAAUCUUACUACUUAUGUGUAGAAGAAACUAUAGAUGACCUGAUAGACAAAUUAGUUCUCUUACUGCUUCUUCUUAAUAGAACGUUGGCUGGUCUGACGCUCCUUGGUCUGGGCAUAGCGGUGCAGCUGCAGUCCGCAGACAUCGUGCAGAUAGCUGACUUCAACAUACAGAUAGCUCCCAUCACGUCCAUGAUAGUCGGAGGUAUCGUCUUCUUCAUCGCCUUCUUCGGAUGCUGUGGAGCCAUCAGGGAGAGCAACUGCAUGCUCGUCACUUACUCCAUCUUCAUGCUGCUGCUGAUGAUCAUCAAGCUGACGCUGGCUAUCCUGAUCUUCGUGAAAUUGGACAACGUCGUGUCUGAAGUCCCCUUGUGGCUCAGGGAAGCCUUCCAAAAAGACAGAGUCUCUUUCCAAGCUAUUGAGAAAACGUUCAGUUGCUGUGGUCCUGACGGUUACGCCUCAUAUGGGAUCCUGGGCCUGCCAGAUACCUGCUGUGCCACCGCCCCAUGCAAUAUUGGCAAUGCUUACAGCGGCUGCAACGAACACGUGCAGCAGUUCUUCCAAACCUUCGGCCUCGCCAUUGGAAGCGUCAUGAUAGUCGUCGUAUCCAUUGAGCUGGUGGCUGCAGUGUUUGCUCUGUGCCUGGCUAACACCGUCCGCAACAAGAGCAGGAGAGCUCGUUACUAAGUACAAAUCUAUACUCUAAGCACUAUGUGUAACCUAGAUCAUAAGUUUAUACCUAGUUGUACUCUACGUUACUAUAUUAAACUAUAAAGCCUAAUGACAAUAA